Molecule: messenger RNA, 2224 nt
Organism: Globicephala melas (long-finned pilot whale)
Lineage: Eukaryota; Metazoa; Chordata; Mammalia; Artiodactyla; Delphinidae
Gene: PICK1
Product: protein interacting with PRKCA 1
Biological process (GO): intracellular protein transport; dendritic spine maintenance; positive regulation of receptor internalization
Cellular component (GO): postsynaptic early endosome; neuron projection; trans-Golgi network membrane
Molecular function (GO): protein kinase C binding; protein domain specific binding; phospholipid binding
Source: RefSeq, a predicted model, not a curated record
CUCUCUUUCCGCUUUUUCAUGCUAAAGGGGACCUUCCGUCAAUACUUGUUCUCCUUCCUCGUUCUGGGAACGCCGGGAGGCAGGGAGGGAAGGGUUGCCUGUAGGGACCCAGGCAAAUAUCCAGUGCGGGAAGACGGGACUUCCGCGUCCCCCCGGAAGUGACGCGACAGUCGCGGCCGCCGACAGGUGGAACGGCAGGUGGGUUCAGGUGCCAGCCUGGCCCGGACCCGGCUGUGGUACUGACGCUUCCGGUGAGCGACAGAGGCGAGCUCCCAAGGGCCUGGAGACCCGUGGGGCGGGCUCUGGAAUCUGAGGCUCCGCCCUGGCCUGGAGUUCCCCCCUGUACCUAUUCCCCAUUCCCCUGCCGAGCUGGGCAGUUAGCCAGCACACUGAAACUCUCGGAACCAUGUUUGCAGACUUGGAUUAUGACAUCGAGGAGGAUAAACUCGGAAUCCCUACCGUACCUGGGAAGGUGACCUUGCAGAAGGAUGCUCAGAACCUGAUUGGGAUCAGCAUUGGAGGAGGAGCCCAGUACUGUCCCUGCCUGUAUAUUGUCCAGGUGUUUGACAACACCCCAGCCGCGCUGGACGGCACCGUGGCAGCUGGCGAUGAGAUCACCGGGGUCAAUGGCAGGUCAAUCAAAGGAAAAACUAAGGUGGAGGUGGCCAAGAUGAUUCAGGAGGUGAAGGGGGAGGUGACUAUCCACUACAACAAGCUGCAGGCGGACCCCAAGCAGGGCAUGUCCCUGGACAUUGUGUUGAAGAAGGUGAAGCAUCGGCUGGUUGAGAACAUGAGUUCGGGGACCGCAGAUGCCCUGGGCCUGAGCCGGGCCAUCCUGUGCAAUGAUGGGCUUGUCAAGAGGCUUGAGGAGCUGGAGCGGACCGCCGAGCUGUAUAAAGGGAUGACAGAACACACCAAGAACCUCCUACGGGCCUUCUAUGAGCUGUCGCAGACGCACCGGGCCUUUGGGGACGUGUUCUCCGUGAUUGGGGUGCGGGAGCCCCAGCCAGCUGCGAGCGAGGCUUUCGUGAAGUUCGCCGACGCCCACCGCAGCAUUGAGAAGUUCGGCAUCCGGCUGCUGAAGACCAUCAAGCCGAUGCUGACGGACCUGAACACGUACCUCAACAAAGCCAUCCCAGACACUCGCCUCACCAUCAAGAAGUACCUGGACGUGAAGUUUGAGUACCUGUCGUACUGCUUGAAGGUGAAGGAGAUGGACGACGAGGAAUACAGCUGCAUUGCUCUAGGGGAGCCCCUGUACCGCGUGAGCACAGGCAACUACGAGUACCGCCUGAUCCUGCGCUGCCGCCAGGAGGCCCGCGCUCGCUUCUCCCAGAUGCGCAAGGACGUGCUGGAGAAGAUGGAGCUGCUGGACCAGAAACAUGUCCAGGACAUCGUGUUCCAGCUGCAACGCUUUGUGUCCACCAUGUCCAAGUACUACAACGACUGCUACUCAGUGCUGCGUGACGCCGACGUCUUCCCCAUCGAGGUGGACCUGGCCCACACCACGCUGGCCUACGGCUUCAGCCAGGAUGAGUUCACUGACGGCGAGGAUGAGGGGGAGGAAGACGAGGAGGACACAGCAGCCGGGGAGCCGUCCAGGGAUGCGCGAGGGGCUGCCGGGCCCCUGGACAAGGGCGGAAGCUGGUGUGACUCCUGAGUGCCCCCUUGGGGUGCGGAUCUGGGGGGUAGGGCGAGUGGGAGGAUGGCAGCAUGGGAGUGGGGGCAGGACUGCCACACAACAGGGUGGCGCAUAAAGGCCUGCUGGCUUGGGGCGCCUGCCUCCCUGCUCCUCUGUCCCAGCACAGCGAACCCCAGCACCCGCCCAGGAAAGGCACCGGGCCGUGGCCUGGGACCUGGACGCUGGCCCCUCCACCUUCCCUCCCCACCUCCCCGGCCAGCUGGAGAGCUUGGUCUCUGGACCUGCCAUAGGAAGGAGAAAGAGGGCAGAAAGGAAGAGGGGCUGGAGGUGGCGGGGAGUCCAGGAGCCGUUCCUUGUGGGCACCUCCACUGGCCCCCCGGAGACCUGCCAGGAGGGGGCGCGGGUGGACCGCUGAGCUUGGGACCAGGGUUUCACGCGCACCCUCACCUUGCCCUAGGCUGGCCCCGCCCCAGUCCACACUCACCUCGGCGGCCUUGAUUAGUUUUAUUCCCUCGCUCAGCCACUUCCCUGGGGAGGGGCUGGGCGCUGGGCCUGUACUGAAUAAACACAAACCCAGAUGGA